Messenger RNA from Hyaloscypha bicolor E, 673 nucleotides. RefSeq lists its product as uncharacterized. The transcript has a single exon. The coding region runs from base 195 to 554 and encodes 119 amino acids. The record is from RefSeq and is a predicted model, not a curated record. Lineage: Eukaryota; Fungi; Ascomycota; Leotiomycetes; Helotiales; Hyaloscyphaceae.
CGCCAUAUCGCCACUUCGCUGCUUCAUUAUUAUCAUUUCAACUUCCUGCCCAUCUUUCAAGUCGGCUGGUGUCAUUCUGAUUGACUGGAAGAGCGAUGAAUUGAUACUUAUGACACGCCCGCUCGGUGAACGAGAUAGACGUCGGGACGAGAGUCAAAACAGCCAUAACGGUGGUCUUGGGAGCGGAGGAGGAAAUGGCAAUGGAUAACCGGGAGGAAACCCAAGCUUCGGCAAUGGCCCGAAUAUCGUCAAUGCGAAUGGUGUCUCCCAACGAUGGAGCCUCGAAGAUAUCGGACUCUUCGAACCAGAUAAUGAUAAUGACGCUGCGGACUACGAAUACCAAGGAAAAGCGACAGUCUGGAAGAACAUUUACCUCUUCGUCGACGCAUUUCGAUUCAAUUCACUCCAAGGACGUGAGAUUACCGUCCGAUCGAACCUGUAUUCCUGCUUACGGGGCAUCGCUCAACGAUGGUAUACGGAUGAACUUGAAAAUAUUACCCGACUUGCGUUCAGGUUCGCCCCAGAAGGAAUCGGAUUAUGGACAAAGCACUUGAUCGAAUGCUUCAAGAACUCGGUACCCAGCGCGCUAAAGAAACUCUGGGACGAGGUCUAUACAAAAGACGAUGCGCUGAACGGACGAGACGUCCGCGGCUAUGCAGCAAUGGUAAUGAGG